AUGGGUGGUACUCCGGCCAACACAGAGAACGCAGCUCCAAGCUUGGAGCGCCAACUGCUGCGUGCAUUUUCUUUGUCUUCCUCGACAUCCGGUGAGUCUCAAAGCUCAGCCAGUUCCAUAACGGGAGACACUACCGAAGACGACACCCACCCAAGGGACACCAAUUCCCGGCCAGGAGACAGACAAGCAGGAGUGAAACGACAGCGUACUUCAAAUGAAGGUGACAGUCUACAUCGUGAUCAAGACGAUUUAGAUGUCCCCGCUCCGUCCGAUGGACUUGAGAUGUGCGACACGCGGGUCUUUCGAUGCCUUGUAAAUCUCAUCAUCUGUGUCAGACGUAUGGAGCGACAAGCUCGGGACCAAAGCUAUCCAAGUCAUUUUGUAGCCAACGAGAUAGAGAAUUUGACGGUUCGGCUGGCCGCUAUUGAGUCGGCGGCACAGAAAAUGGCAAAAGAGACAGAUGAGGGCAGGUGA
Penicillium angulare is the source of this 474-nucleotide messenger RNA. RefSeq lists its product as uncharacterized. The coding region runs from base 1 to 474 and encodes 157 amino acids. NCBI's taxonomy places the organism in Eukaryota, Fungi, Ascomycota, Eurotiomycetes, Eurotiales, Aspergillaceae. The record is from RefSeq and is a predicted model, not a curated record. The transcript is spliced from 3 exons.